Zingiber officinale is the source of this 2767-nucleotide messenger RNA. RefSeq names its product probable beta-1,3-galactosyltransferase 8. The transcript is spliced from 7 exons. NCBI's taxonomy places the organism in Eukaryota, Viridiplantae, Streptophyta, Magnoliopsida, Zingiberales, Zingiberaceae. Bases 1148 to 2650 code for a protein of 500 amino acids. The record is from RefSeq and is a predicted model, not a curated record. Gene Ontology annotation, cellular component: Golgi membrane. Gene Ontology annotation, molecular function: hexosyltransferase activity.
AACACACUUCAAGAUAUGUGAUGGUUCACUUACAAGAGUUGUACCGAGGAAUGCCCGAGAAAUAUAUAUUACCAUUGCAAUAUUAUAGCUGACAAUUUUAUCCUUACCGCUGGUUGUUCGCUAGGUUACUUGUAGCUCAACAAGCAAAUAAACAUGGAUGUGCAUUUCUAGUUGUGGAUUGGCAUGGAUUUCUUGGGUUUCUGCAUUCUGUUAUGCGACUUCUCAGGUACAUCUUGUUACUUUGAAAUCCUCUAAAUGCCAUAAAGUUUGUGUUAAAGAUGCUUGAACAGUUGCAAAUCUCAUUAGGCCAUUCUCAUCGAGGUUAGUAUUUUCUAACUAGUCUGUUUACAAUUUUGAAAAUUUGAGGAGACAUUCAACUUGUCCACCAAACAUCUACCUAAUAGGCACUUGACUAAAGAGAAUGAGAAGCUGUUUUUAGCGUGACUUCUAUGUAGCUUCAAGUGCCCAUCAUUAAGCUUGCUUGCUUACACGAAAGAAAAAGUAUAAGAUUAGGCUUUUUCUUUGACUUUUGUCCAUUGUUUCAGAUAAUGAUAAUUUUCAUGCCAAUUAUAGAUGUCAGUUCAAAAAAAUACAAAGUCUAUCUUUCAGAUAUGAACAGCAGUUACUUAUUAGCAUUUAGUUCUCUUUGAUGGCUAAAAAUCUUUAAAGCUUCUUCCCCCUCUUCUUGAAAUGCCAUGUUUCAUACAUCUCAAAUCUAUUCUCCUUCUGCAUUUAGCAUAGCAUUCACUAGUGCCACAUGAUAUGCUUCUACUUAAUGAUAUUUGAAAUUGUUUUUUUUAAGUACAAUGUUGACAUUUGUUUGUUAGAUUAUGCUAAUGAAUGGAAAACAGAAAUUAAUGAUGAUUUCUUUAAUUGAGUAACUCAACCAAACAUCUGUUUGGGUAUAUGUAUCCAUCUGUGCUUCAUUAGCAACAAAACCCUACUGAGUGCUAUAAUCCUGAAUCUGUCAUUAAAUUCAUUUGACUUGAAUGUACCAUUAAGAAAACUCAGAAUCACUCAAGCCAUCAUACAGUGUGACCAACUUGAUAAGGGUCUAGCCAGCUCGAUCGUGCCGACGACAUAGGUGACGAAGAACCGACCGACUUGAUGCCCACACUCACACUCUGCAACCCUGCACACAAAGUGCAUGACACAAGCAAAAAAGGCUCACACAAAUCUCCUCCCAAACUUAACCAUUUCCCUGCAAAUGCUUCAAAACUCCCACCACCUUACUACCACCAUUCAUUCAGUGCUGCGACAGCAACUGAUACUAGUUAUUAAUCCUUCACUCUCUCACAAAUCUUUGCUAUUUAAUUCAUCGCCAGACAAUUGCUUCAGCUCUUUGGAAUCACGAAACAUGGCAGUGAGCGAGAGGCUGCAGCAGCAGCAGCAGCAGCUGCCGGCGGCCGAGAAGAAGCCCCGGUUCCGACCACCUUUGCCUGUGAAGACCGUCGUCCUCCUCGCCGCGGCCUGCUUCUUCCUGGGCCUGCUCCUUAGCAGCGGAAUCAGCAGCCUGGUGGCUUCCGAAAACAGAGCGGGAAUUGCCUGCGACUCCAAAGAUUGCGACCGGAAACGUAGAUUGGAGGAGGCGAAGACCGGAGACGUGAUGGAUCAAGUGUCGAGAACUCAUCAAGUCAUCCAAGCACUGGACAAAUCGGUAUCGAAACUGGAGAUGGAACUGGCAGUUGGAAGGAUGAGACUGAACGGAGGAAGAGGAGGAGGAAGAGGAGGCGGCAGUUACAAUAAGCAGCUGAAAAAGGCGUUCGUGGUCGUCGGAAUCAACACAGCUUUCAGCAGCCAGAAAAGGCGGGAAGCCGUUAGGGCUACGUGGAUGCCCACAGGAGCGAAGCUGAAGAGGCUGGAGGAGGAGAAGGGGGUGGUGGUGCGAUUCGUGAUCGGGCACAGCGCGACGUCGGGGGGAGCCGUCGACCGCGCCAUCGACGAGGAAGACGCGGAGACGAAGGACUUCCUCCGGCUCGAUCACUUAGAAGGAUACCACAAGCUCUCCGCCAAGACCAGAGCCUUCUUCUCGACCGCCGUCGCCAUUUGGGACGCCGAUUUCUUCGUCAAGGUCGACGACGACGUGCAUCUCAAUUUAGGGAUGCUCGUCGCCACGCUUGCCCAAUAUAGAAACAAGCCCAGAGUGUACAUCGGCUGCAUGAAAUCCGGUCCGGUUCUAUACCAAAAGGAUGUUAAAUACCAUGAGCCGGAAUUUUGGAAAUUUGGAGAAGAAGGGAACAAAUAUUUCAGACACGCCACUGGCCAAAUCUAUGCCAUCUCCAAAGACCUUGCGUCAUAUAUCUCCAUUAAUGCGCCGAUACUUCAUAAAUAUGCAAACGAAGAUGUCUCGUUGGGUUCGUGGCUGAUCGGAUUGGAAGUCAAACACAUUGACGAGCGGAGAAUGUGUUGCGGAACACCUCCCGGUAAAGUUACCCGCAAUCGAGUUGGAAGUUUUCGAAAAACACCCCCUGAAAAUUUUGAUUUGAUGGGUUUGAUGGUAGAUUGCGAGUGGAAGGCGGAGUCCGGUAAUUUUUGCAUCGCCUCGUUUGACUGGCCGUGCAGCGGAGUGUGCAAGCCGGUGGAGAGGAUGAAGGAGGUGCACGGCACGUGCGGAGAGGCGGCUGAGGCGAUUUGGAACGUGGCGCUCUGAAUUAUUAAAUCACUUUUAAGAGACUAAUUAAUUAGUUAAGUUAAUUAAUUUGUACCUCGAAUUAAAGAUAAUAAGAAGAGACAGAUGUUUCGUGGGAAAUGAUUUCAUAUAAUUGAA